CGGACUUUAUGAUUACAUCAGAGAAGUCGGGCCUACCGGUGAGAUUUUAGACCGGUGCACGUUGAGCAAAGAUUACUUUACCAAAAAAUAACAUCAAGAAACAUGCCUAGCUGGUUCGGCAUCGAUCAUCGGACACUGGCUGUUGGGACAGUAGCCCUAACUUCAGGCGUCGCUGCUUUCUCUACUUAUAAAUGGUUGUCAGAGAGGAGAAGGCGUGCCGCCGACAACGUGUACGAAUCAGAAAAACUGUUAAGUGAAUAUUUGGUGUUCCACUUUGGGUCACAGAAAGAUGUUCUGCGAUAUGACUUUGGUCCAGUUGAUGCUCUUGACUUCCCCAAACGAUGUGCGGAUGUCUGCCUCAAGCACACAGAUGGGUUAGAGUCACGUAUUCCCUCCAGAGCGCUAGAUAUUGGGUGUGCUGUAGGCAGAUCAAGCUUUGAGUUAGCCAGGAAGUUUAAGGAAGUGAUCGGAAUAGACUACAGUCAAUCAUUUGUGGAUGCCUGUAUCCACAUGAGGGAUCUCCAGGAAAGAGUUUACUUUGUUCAAGAUGAAGGACAGCUCUCCACACCUCAUUUGGCCAAAGUUGCUGAUGAUAUUGACCGAUCCAGGACCAGCUUCCAGCAGGGGGAUGCAUGUGACCUUGCCCGUGACCUUGGCCAGUUCGGAUGUGUACUUGCUGCAAACUUGAUAUGUCGUCUCCAUCAGCCAUUUAACUUCCUUCGCAGACUUAAGGAGCUGGUGGCACCUGGUGGCAUCCUAGUAAUUACCUCCCCUUAUACCUGGCUACAGGAGUUUACUGACAAGAGUGUCUGGUUGGGAGGUUAUAAUGACAAAGACGGUAACCCAGUGACCGGAUUUGAGACCCUUAAGAAGGAAUUUGGACCACACUUCGACUUGGUGGAAGCCAUGAAUAUGCCAUUCUUUAUUAGGGAAACUGCACGCAAAAAUCAGUGGACAGUGGCCCAUUGUACGGUUUGGAAGAGGAAGACAAACUAGUCAGACUUUUACAUAUAACAUGUAAAAUCAAACAGGAAAUAAAUGUCAAUAUUUACUGUCGACAGUAGAUGUUUAACGCUUAUAAAUGUAAACACUCAGACAUAUCAUUCACAUGGAUCGGUCAUGAAUUUUGAUGUGAUACACUUUAUUAAUGAAAAGUCCCUCCAGUUAUGGUACAUUGUGACAUUGUCAUUGUAAUCAAAUUAUAUAUUGUAUCUAAAAGAAAUACUGAAAAAUUAUUUAUUCUCAUUUGGAUAUUUUGUCAUAGGUUUAUUUCGAGACAUAUACAUGUAUAUGUAUAUCAGAAUUAAUUAAAUUUUUUUUUUUUUUUUUUUUUUGUAAAUUUUUUGUCCCCACUGAUUUUCAUUUAAAUGAUAAAUAUCAUAAUUUUUAUUGGGGUUGUGAGUUUAAAAUAGCUACAAAAAUCAAGUGGAUAUUACUUUUAAACUACAAUGUAUAGUCAUAUCUAUCCUAGUGAAGAUAAUAUGUUUAACUUUUGGGUCAUAAAAUUGGUUUAUAAGGACAAUUUUUUUACCAAAACUUACUUGAUGGUUGAUGGAAUGUAUUUUAUCUCUAGUCAUUUCAAUAUGAACGUCCCCCCCCCCCCCCCCCCCCCAAUCCCCCCCCCCCCCCCCCCCCCCCCCUCCCUUUAUAUUUCUGUAAUUUAAGAUUUUAAAAAUAUUGUCAAAAAAACUGUCAAGAACACUUUUGUAAGUGUCGCCAUUUUUGUAAGUGGUUGCUAUUUUCGUAAAUGAUGCUUUUUUGUAAGUGGUUGCUGUUAUCUUAAAUAAUGCUUUGUUAUAAGUGGAUGCUAUUUUUGUAUGGUAAGUGGAUGCUAUUUUUCUAGUACGCAACAACUGGAUAAAGUACUCCAGUACAAAAUCAUAAAA
Molecule: messenger RNA, 1886 nt
Organism: Pecten maximus
Lineage: Eukaryota; Metazoa; Mollusca; Bivalvia; Pectinida; Pectinidae
Exons: 4
Coding region: 103-996 (297 amino acids)
Molecular function (GO): S-adenosylmethionine-dependent methyltransferase activity
Source: RefSeq, a predicted model, not a curated record